Molecule: messenger RNA, 6318 nt
Organism: Trichosurus vulpecula (common brushtail)
Lineage: Eukaryota; Metazoa; Chordata; Mammalia; Diprotodontia; Phalangeridae
Gene: SEMA6B
Product: semaphorin 6B
Exons: 19
Coding region: 909-3665 (918 amino acids)
Biological process (GO): negative chemotaxis; neural crest cell migration; positive regulation of cell migration
Molecular function (GO): chemorepellent activity; semaphorin receptor binding
Source: RefSeq, a predicted model, not a curated record
GGGUUUUUCGUGGCGCCAGGGACUGAGGCUGAGGCAGAGGCAGAGGCUGAAGCUGAGGCUGAGGCCGGGCCAGGCUGGGGAGGGGAAAGGAGGGGAAGAGAGGGAGAGCCUGAGCUCCAGCCGCUGCCGCGGCGGGUGCAAGAGAUGCGGGAGGUGCGCGCACCCAGCCCUGGAGCUGCCGGAGCCGGGGCCCCCAGGGAGCGCCCAGGGCCUGAAGGGGCUUGAGGGGGCUGGAGGGGAGGGGACAGAACCGGACAGGACCGCGCCUCCCCCCCCUCCCCGCAGCCCCAGCCCCCGCCGCCCCAGCCCCGCUGCAGCUGCCGUUGGGAGCUAGCCUGGCCGGCCCGCGCACCGAACAAGGUGCCGCUGCUUGGGCGCGCACAGCUGCUGCGGCGGCGGCUGUGCGGGGGGGAGGGGGGGAGCCGACCCCCGAAUCCUCUCCUUCCCCCCCUCUCCCCCCUCCCCUUCCCCCCCGCAGGAUGCCCGGCUGAGCCGCCGCCACAGCGCGGGCAGGGACAGGUGCGCGCCGAGCGCAGCGCAGGGCACGGCGCGGGGAGCCGCGCGCAGCCGCUCUCCGGGGACCGCGGGCAGCCGAGGACCGGACUCGACCCUCGUUCGCUUGGGUAGCAGAGCAACCUGCUCUGAGCCCCCAAGAGGUGGCGCUGCGGAGGGGUCCAGCACCUUUCGGGGCGGGACACACGACCCAGCGGUGCCCCAGUCCCAGUUCCUCGGAGCCCCCAGACCCGAGGUUCUUGGAAGCACUUCAUAGCCAACUCCUGUAAAGCCUGUCUGACGCAUCAUUUGACAAAGGAGGAAAUGAAGCUGUCUCAAGGGGAAUUCAGGCCAUCAACACAAACAGGAGGUGACCUAGAGUGAAGUCAGGAGACCUUCGGCAUUCCUGUUCAUUGAUGUCCAGUUCUGGAAGCACCCUACCUGGCCACAGAACCAUGCCAUCUCCCAGCCUGCCACCUUUCCUGGUGCUGAGGACCUGGACCCACAUCCUGCUCCAGAUCCUGACCUUGAUGCUGGGAGCUGUCCAGGGCCUCUUCCCCGAGGAGCCUCAACCCCUCGCUGUGGCACCACGGGAUUACUUAAAGCAGUACCCAGUGUUCACAGGCAGUGGUCCAAGCCGCUUCCCUCCAGCCUCCAGUACUGAAGGGCUCAACAUUCAACGUAUGCUUCGGGUCAACAGGACUCUGUUCAUUGGAGACAGGGAUAACCUGUACCGAGUAGAGCUGGAGCCACCCACAGCCAGUGAACUGCGCUACCAUCGGAAGCUGACCUGGCAGUCAAAUCCAAAUGACAUCAACAUCUGUCGGAUGAAGGGGAAGCAGGAGGGCGAGUGCCGUAACUUUGUGAAGGUGCUGUUGGUUCGAGAUGAUAAUACCCUCUUCGUGUGUGGGUCCAACGCAUUCAACCCUAUCUGUGCCAACUAUAGCAUGGACACUCUAGAGCCUAUGGGAGACAACAUCAGUGGCAUGGCCCGGUGCCCCUAUGACCCCAAGCACGCCAAUGUUGCCCUCUUCUCUGGUGGGAUGCUUUUCACAGCGACAGUCACUGACUUCCUGGCCAUCGAUGCUGUCAUCUACCGAAGUCUGGGUGACAGCCCUACACUCCGAACAGUCAAGCAUGAUUCCAAGUGGUUCAAAGAGCCUUAUUUUGUCCAUGCCGUGGAGUGGGGGAGUCAUGUGUAUUUCUUUUUCCGAGAGAUUGCUAUGGAGUUCAACUACCUGGAGAAGGUUGUGGUAUCUCGUGUGGGCCGAGUGUGCAAGAAUGAUGUGGGUGGCUCCCCUCGAGUACUGGAGAAGCAAUGGACGUCCUUCCUGAAGGCCCGACUCAACUGCUCUGUGCCCGGAGACUCCCACUUCUAUUUCAACGUCCUCCAGGCUGCCACUGGCAUCAUCAAUUUGGGAGGCCGCUCUGUGAUCCUGGCCCUCUUUUCUACCCCCAGCAACAGUAUCCCUGGCUCGGCUGUCUGCGCCUUCGACAUGGGCCAGGUGGCAGCUGUCUUUGAGGGCCGCUUUCGAGAACAAAAGUCACCAGAGUCCAUCUGGACCCCAGUGCCUGAAGAGCUGGUACCCAAGCCUCGGCCUGGGCUCUGUGCAGCCCCUGGAAUGCCCUACAAUGCUUCCAGUGCCUUCCCAGAUGAGAUCCUCAACUUUGUCAAGACCCAUCCUCUUAUGGAUGAGGCUGUCCCUUCUCUGGGCCACGCCCCCUGGAUUGUGCGCACCCUUGCUCGGCACCAGCUGACUCGAGUAGCUGUGGACACCAGUGCAGGACCCUGGGGGAACCAGACCGUUGUGUUCCUGGGUUCUGACACCGGCACCGUGCUGAAGUUCCUAAUCCGGCCCAGUAGCAGUCUCCGGGGUCCCACUGAGCAGAGCAUCUUUCUGGAGGAAUUUGAGACCUACCGGCCUGACAGAUGUGGGCGUGGCCCUGAGGAGAGCCGGAGGCUUCUGAGCCUGGAGAUUGACCCUACAGCGGGUGCCCUGCUGGUGGCCUUCCCUCGGUGUGUGGUCCGUGUACCUGUGGCUCGCUGUCAGCAGCACUCGGGCUGCAUGAAGAAUUGCAUUGGCAGUCAGGACCCCUACUGUGGCUGGACACCGGAUGGUUCCUGCAUCUUCCUGGCCCCAGGCACCAGGGCUACCUUUGACCAGGAUAUCUCUGGAGCCAGCACAUCUGGCUUAGGGGACUGUACUGGGCUCCUUCGGGAAAGCUUCAUGGAGGAGCGGGCUGGCCUCGUGUCUGUGAACUUGCUGGUGACUUCCUCAGUGGCUGCCUUUGUCAUUGGGGCUGUGGUCUCAGGCUUCAGUGUCUGCUGGUUCGUGGGGCACCGAGACCGGCGGGAGUUGGCUCGCCGCAAGGACAAGGAGGCGAUCCUGGCACACGGUGGGGAGGGCCAGGUGGUGAGCGUGAGCCGCCUGGGUGAGCGGCGUGGGGGGGCCGGGCCCCGGGCCGGGCCCCCUGAGACCCUGCUGGCCCCCCUCAUGCAGAAUGGCUGGCCCCAAGCAGCCUUGUUGCAGGCUGGCCAGCACGAACUUGCCUCAGGCCUUCUGCCCACCCCUGAGCAGACACCGCUGCAGCAGAAACGCUGCCCCAGCGGACUGCAGCGGCGUGGCUGGGAGCAGAGUCAAGGAGUCCUGCAUACUGUGCUCCGGGAGCCCUCUGGAAAUGCCCCGUCCCUUGGUGCUGCCUCCUCCUCUUCCUCUUCCAUCAUCCUGCUGCACCCUGGUGGUGGUGGGCAUGGGCCAGACCCAGAGGCAGGUGGCGAUGUGCGUUUCCUGCCCUCAGCAAUGGCCGGGGGCCGGGACCAAGUGGGUGGGGUGGCCCCCUCCCAAGCCAGGCCAGGCCGGGCCUCUUAUGUCGACUUCCCUAUCACACCCCAUGCCAGCCCUGAUAGGCGGCGGGUAGUUUCAGCACCUACGGGCCACCUGGACCCAGCCACUGACAGCCUCUCACGGCCCUGGAGCCCUCCCACAGGGAGCCUAACAAGGAGUGGCCCGGCUGCCCCAGCCCUGCGGCGUACACACACCUUCAACAGUGGCAGUGGCAGCAGUGAAAGUCGCCCAGGGGAGCCCCACCACACCCGACGCCCCCGCCCACUCACAGACUUUGCCCGCUUGCUCCCCUACGGGCCUGAGAGGACUGCACCCCCUGUGCAGUAAAGAGUCGGGGGACACAGCCCAUCGAUGGCCCCCAGUACCCUCCUGGCCUCCACUUCCCUGGCAAGGGGACCCAGGCACAGUGCCCGCCAGCUCAGGCACAGGAAGAAGCUGGCCAGGCAAAAGAUGGCCCCCAGGCCCUCAUUAAAGCAACAGCCAGCCCUGGUCCUCUUCAGAGCAGGGUGCUCAUGGGGAGUUGGGGUUCCUUCUCACACCGGCCCUCUGCGUCACCCCCAGGGAGCAACACAAGAAGCACAAGAGCGUUGAUCCCUUCCCUUGGGGGUUGGAAGAAGCUGUGCUGGUCUGGGGUGGGAAGGAUUUGGAGUCAGAGGAUUUGGGUUCAAAUCCCAGCUCUGCCUCUGACUAGCUUUGUGACUGUGGGCAAGUCAUCUAACCUCUUAGGGCCUAAGGGUCCUUGUCUGUAAAAUGAGGGACUAGAUUGGACUAGAUGGUGUCUUCAGGUCCCUUCCAGCUCUAAAUCCUAUGAUCCCUAUGACUGGAGACUGGCCUAUAAUUUCCUAUUUGCCAUUCUCCUGGUUGUUUUUCUUUUUCUUUUUUUUUUAAUGAAUUGCACAAUCUUGGGCUCAGUGGGACAGGCCAAGGAAUUGCCCCCUGCCCAGGGGCCAUGGCCUGGACAGAGCCUCCCUUCCCUUGCCCCUGGGUAUCCCUCCCCUACCAAAUGUUCCCUUUGGCCAGGGGUCCUAUGAGUUGGGUGUGCGUGUGUGUGUGUGUAUGUGUGUAUGUAUGUGGGGGUUGGUGGGUAGGUAUAUGUGUGUGUGAGUGUGUGCAUGCCCGUGUCCAUUUUGGAGGAAGGGGGCAGUGGGAGAGGGCGUGUCUGUCAACAGGGGCUGCUGCUGGUAUGUUGUGAUUGUGGGUCUGUGUCAGACGACGGGGCACAGACACAGGUGGGUGGGAGCCAUCUGCGCAACUUUUAGCCGGCUUGGGGGCAGAGCCUGAGUAGGCCUGGUAGGUAUCUAACAGGAGUCAAGGCUUGACAUAGCUCAGACGUGGCAAGGGAGCAGUUCUGAGUUGGGAUCCCACCCCCUGAGGGAAGAGGGUGGUGUGUCUGCCAGCUGUGGGAGGAGCUUUGGUCUUCCCCUCUCCCAUUCCAGCCCAGCCUCCCCCUUCCUCCCCUCAUCCCUCACUCCAUGCUCCAAACACUGCAGCCACUGCUGUCUAAAGGGCUUGGUUUGGUGUGGCUCAGGGGAGGGGGUCUGGGGGGUCAGGGCCACUAGCCAUGUACCCCUGUAAAUAGGGCCCCAGAGUAAGGAGAGGGUCCCCAACACCUCCCAUCCUUUCGUGACCUGUGACCUUCCACCUUCGACCUGCAGGUCAUGCAUGCAACAGCUGUGCUCUGUAUUAACUCUGGAAUUAGCCCUCUCCUCCUCUCCCCAAAUAAAACUCUGUUUACAACACCCACUGCUUGGGCCCUGUCUUUGGCUCUCAUCCGCCUGACUAGCUGAUGUGGUGGAUCCCAGGGCUGUGGGUAUGUGGCUGGGGGCCCACACCAGAAAGGAGCUAUGAGUUGGAACCCUGGGUUUGGUUCCAGGAUUUGCCGUCUGUGUGACCUUGGACUAGUCACUUCUGAGCUUCGGUUUCUUCACCUGUGAAAUGGGGAUAAUAAUAUUCAUGCUACCUACCUCACAGGACAGUUGUAUGGAGAUCAGUUCAAAGUUGAUAAAAUGCUAUAGAAGUAUAAGCUAUUUUUAUUAUCUUACUUAACAGUGGCAGCAACAGGAUAAGGAGAGUGGGUGCCCAUGCCCUAGGGCACUGCUGCUCAGCCACAUAUCCUGGGGUAGCUGGAAGGCUGAAGGUAUCACGCUCUUCUUCCACCCCUUUGCGAACUUGGAACACAAAGAUGAGGGUGGAUGGGGCCGGAGCUGGGAGGGACCUUAUGUCAUAGGAUGUUAGAGCUGGGAGGAGCCUUAAAACAGAAUGUCAGAUCUGAGAGGCAUUUAAAACCCUUCCAAACCUGGCUCCCACUCACCUUUCCUCAUGGUCCACUCAGACUCGUGUGAGGCUUCCUCACAAACGAAGCUCCAUCUCCCCUCUCUGGGCCUUCGUACAGACGGUUCCCCAUGCCUGGAAUGCCCUCCCUCUUCACUGCAGCCUCUUCAGAUCCAUUAGAUUUCCUUCAAAUCUCAGCUCAAAUACCACCUUCCUACAGGAGACCAUGCUCCUCUCCCGCAGCAGCUAAUGCCUCCCCUAUCCCCCAAAUUACCUUGGGUUUAUUUUUAUGCAUUUCAUAGGUUCCAUAGAUUUAGAGCUGGAAGGAACCUAAGAGGCCAAUGGUCCAAACCUCUCAUUUUAUAGAUUAGGAAACCGAGGCCCAGGGAAAUGAAAUGAUCAGUCCAAGGUCACACGUAGUAAACAUCAGUGGUGGGAUUUGAAUCUAGUUUCUCUGACUCCAGAGCCAACAUUCUUUUCUUUUUUUUUUUGGUAUUGGUCAAAGAAGUUCAUCACCAGGACCUUCUUAACACCAAUGAAAUCAUGUCUGGUCAAAACAUAUUUUGUAUAUAUUUACUUUGUAUUUAUUUAUAUGUAUAUAUGUUGUACAUGUUGUCUGCUAUAGAAUGUAAGCUCCUCGAGGGCAGGGACUGUUUCCUUUUUGUCUGCAUACAGUAGGCGCUCAAUAAACACUGGUUGAUUGAUUGAA